Messenger RNA from Daldinia decipiens, 2176 nucleotides. RefSeq names its product arginine N-methyltransferase 2. Gene Ontology annotation, cellular component: nucleus; cytoplasm. The record is from RefSeq and is a predicted model, not a curated record. Gene Ontology annotation, biological process: peptidyl-arginine methylation. NCBI's taxonomy places the organism in Eukaryota, Fungi, Ascomycota, Sordariomycetes, Xylariales, Hypoxylaceae. Bases 282 to 1610 code for a protein of 442 amino acids. The transcript has 3 exons. Gene Ontology annotation, molecular function: protein arginine N5-methyltransferase activity.
CGUAUGCGUAUGCGUAGAAUCGAUUCUGUUACCCCACCUGCCAAAAGGUAUUGUACCUACACCUUAACCUAAAGGUCUUAGGCUAGGGAGGUCACUUUAUGUCUACCUACCUAGGUAGCUUCCGGAUCCCUGAUUUUUCUUCGUUACCCCACCAUACCUACCCCCCUAUCUCGACGAGCUACACGAGGGCACAGCUACACGGCAAGAGCCUGUCCUUUCCUUAGGUACCUCCCUUUUAUUAUUUAUUAUAAAUAUAAGGUAACUAGGAUCCAAUAAGGGCCAUGUCAGAAAACAACGACAGCAUCGACGCGCGCAUCCCAGCCUCGUGCCCGGCGCCUGUUUCUCAGAUCCUAUACCACGCCUGGCACCACGAUAUCGCGGGGAUCAAGCCCCUGUUAAACGUGCCAGGUCGCGCGAGCGUCCAGGAACCCAAGACAGGCGAAACUCCUCUACAUGCUGCGAUCCGUGCCUGUGCGCCUGCGAACCAGGGCGCACUUAGCGACGACGCAGACAACGUCGAGGAGCAUGCUAAGACUGUCGUGCACGAGCUGUUCAUGAGCGGUGCCAUCUGGAAUGACGUGGACAACAACGGCGAGACGCCGGGGUGCGUGGCCGCGCGCCUCGGACUCAAGGACUUGUAUACCCUAUGCGUCGAGGCCGGUGUGCGAGCGGAGCUGCUGUUCGGUUUGCUUGAUGGCUAUGAAGAGCUUGAGUCUGACGAUGGAGAUGAGGAGGAGGAGGAGGAGGAAGAAGAAGAAGAAAAGGUAGAAGAUGAUGCCCAAGAGGAAGGAAAGAAAGACGUAGAAAAUAUAAACGGCGACGGUGUGGAAGAAGAUAUAGAAGUUAUAGUAGACUCGGAUCGUGCCUUCGUCCCACCAAAAGGUACCGUUGGACCUAAUGUCAACAGCGCAGACUACCUACGCUCCAACCUGACGUAUAGCGACGGAAAGCUAGUCGACUCGGCCCAAAACGGCGUGAUGAUGGCCUGGGAAACAUCCAUCAUGCGAGCCUCCGUCGACGCACUCCUACCCGACCUCCCUGCCGGCCGGAAGAUCCUCAACAUCGGGUUCGGCAUGGGCAUCGUCGACGGCAUGUUCGCUGAGACGCGCCCGGCAAAGCACCACAUCGUCGAGGCACACCCAGCCGUCCUCGGACACAUCAGCAGUUCGGAAUCUAAAUUUGGCAAGGAAUGGGAAACAAGCGGUCCGGCCGAAGGCGCAUUCAAAGUCCACGGAGGUAAAUGGCAAGAAGUAGUUCCCAAGCUACUAGAACAAGGCGAAACGUACGACGCCAUCUAUUUCGACACGUUUGGCGAGGACUACGGCCAGCUACGCAUGUUUUUCACCGAGUACGUGCCCGGGUUAUUAGAAGAGCAAGGCAGGUUUGGAUUCUUCAACGGCCUAGGCGCCGAUCGAAAGAUAUGCUAUGACGUAUACACGCAAGUAGUCGAAAUGCAUCUCAGCGACGCGGGCAUGGAUGUAGAGUGGCAGGAAUUAGAUGUGGACAUGAAAGAUUUGGGUAAGGAAGGAGAAGGGGAAUGGCAAGGCGUCAAAAGACGUUAUUGGACUUUAGACAAGUAUCGACUACCGACCUGCACCCUAAUGGGCUGAACUCCGUGCCACAUUUUCUAGUCCCGUAGCCAGACACCUAUUAUCUUUUUUUUUGCGUUGUUUGGACCACAUUCUCUAUGUCUAUCAUUAUAAGGGACAUGCCCUCAUCUUUUGCUUCUUUGCAGUUUUACUACGCUACCUCCUCGCACCAUCUCGUCGCUCAUUUAAAAUUUUCGGGGUGCAGAAUACCAGCAAGGUUACCCUUCUGCACUCUCUUCAGCGUAAGAGCGGCAAUAACAGCAGCGCCAACACCACUUCCAUCUUCGGCGGCGAGGAUCUCAACCGGGUCUUCCUCUUUAGAGUUUUUCUUAGCCGGCCAGUCGAGAAUCUCUCGGAGAGCUUGUGCGCCUCGUGCCUUGAAAUGCGGGUAUUUGUUGAAUACAGAGCCGUCAGCGCCCACGUGGCAAGGUUGAAGGUUCUUCUUGGUGCAGAUAGCAGCAACACCACAAGCCGACAGGCGAGCCGCACGGGUGCCGAUGAGUUCAGCAGUUCGACGGAUUAGCUCAAGUUCAGGACGAGUGCAGGUUAAGUGGAGCUUCUCAUGGAACAAGUCUGCAGUCUCUUGC